GGCUAGCAGUUAUACCUUAUAACGAAUAUAUUAAGGCAAUAAAAAGGCUGCUUAACCCAAAUGAUUUUGAAAUUGUUGAAUUUAUAGAAGAAGAAUGUAUCGAAAUUAUGCAAACACAUAUCCUUCAUUUAACUAUGACUAUGGAUAAUAAGCAUAAUAACUACUUCUUACCAGAAGAAACACAAUUACCAUUCUUCCAUGCCCUUCCUAAAGUUCACAAAAAUCCGUUAAAAUGCCGUCCUAUAGUAGGAAUGCAUUCAUCUUCUACUAAACGAAUUUCAGUUUUUCUGUCACAAAUUCUAAAAAACUGGAUAGAGGAAUUAGAAAAAUUAGAUCCAGAAAAUUGGACACCUUUAAGAGAUAACUUCUAA
Racocetra fulgida is the source of this 371-nucleotide messenger RNA. The record is from the annotation of a GenBank genome assembly. NCBI's taxonomy places the organism in Eukaryota, Fungi, Glomeromycota, Glomeromycetes, Diversisporales, Gigasporaceae.